Messenger RNA from Vitis riparia (riverbank grape), 1102 nucleotides. RefSeq names its product E3 ubiquitin-protein ligase AIRP2. Lineage: Eukaryota; Viridiplantae; Streptophyta; Magnoliopsida; Vitales; Vitaceae. Gene Ontology annotation, biological process: protein ubiquitination. Gene Ontology annotation, molecular function: ubiquitin protein ligase activity. The transcript has 5 exons. The record is from RefSeq and is a predicted model, not a curated record. Bases 140 to 904 code for a protein of 254 amino acids.
CUAGUCUGACCAAAAACUGAAGCAAGGGAAAAAACCAAAAGACUCGCCUUCACAAAAGCAUAAUCUAAAAAAGAUUACAAGAAAGUUGGUUUUGGAUUGGGUUCUUUAAAACCAGGGCUGCUGUGGAGGAAGGAUAGGGAUGGAGGUGGUGCAUUAUCAGCUUGCUAGGUGUUCUUACCAAGAUUCUAUUAAGGUUCUGGAGGCUGAUGUACAGCAUGCCAAUGCUUUGGCUGCUGCAAUUCCAAGAGGGAAGGGUGGUGCUCGACUUCAAAUGAAAUUAGCAUACAAUCCCUUGGCGCCAGUCUUUUUGUUUUUGCUCCAGUGGAUGGAUUGUUCAUGCAUGUGCCUACUCCCCAAGUAUCUCGAUCUCUUCCACAUACUCAUUUACAAGGUAUACACAGAUGGGAGGCCGAAUAUAUCUGCACAUGGAAGGAAGGCAACUAUUAGGGACUUCUAUGCUGUCAUAUUACCUUCUCUUCAACGUAUCCAUGGUAACAUAAUGGAGCUGGAUAAUGAUGAAGAUGGCCAUCCUGAAAUAGAGACGUACGGCAAGAAAAGAACAGAAGAAGAUGGCAGGCUUUCCAAUAUGGAUUUGAAAAGGGAAGAUGAAUGUGGAAUUUGUUUGGAGCCUUGCACCAAAAUGGUCUUGCCUAAUUGCUGUCAUGCAAUGUGCAUCAACUGCUACCGUGACUGGAACACAAGAUCAGAGUCCUGCCCCUUUUGUCGUGGCAGCAUAAAGAGAGUUAAUUCAGAAGACUUAUGGGUUCUCACUUGUGGUGACGAUGUGGUCAACACAGAAACAGUUUGCAGGGAAGAUUUAUUGCGCUUCUACCUCUAUAUCCACCAGCUCCCAAAACACUACCCGGAUGCUCUUUUCUUAGUGUAUUAUGAAUACUUAAUAUGAUUAGAAGUAAAUGAGAAGAGUGGUGUAAAGAGAAAAAAGAAAAGCCGACCUAAAUGUAAAUAGAGUCUGGUAAAGGAAAUCUUCUCAGAUUGUUAUUCAACCAUUACCAUUCCCAUUUGUACCUACACAGAAGUUCAUAAACUUUAAUAUAUGACAACAUUGUAAUAAAAUUAAAAAUUUUCGUUUCGUUCCUGUUUA